Ochotona curzoniae (black-lipped pika) is the source of this 3425-nucleotide messenger RNA. It is a transcript of the gene INPP5B, whose product is annotated as inositol polyphosphate-5-phosphatase B. The coding region runs from base 16 to 2757 and encodes 913 amino acids. Gene Ontology annotation, biological process: signal transduction; phosphatidylinositol dephosphorylation. The transcript has 23 exons. Gene Ontology annotation, cellular component: cytosol; membrane. Lineage: Eukaryota; Metazoa; Chordata; Mammalia; Lagomorpha; Ochotonidae. The record is from RefSeq and is a predicted model, not a curated record. Gene Ontology annotation, molecular function: inositol-1,4,5-trisphosphate 5-phosphatase activity; phosphatidylinositol-4,5-bisphosphate 5-phosphatase activity.
UCCUUGGGCACAAGCAUGGACCAGUCUGUGGCCAUCCAGGAGACUCUGCUGGACAACGAUUAUUGCAUCAUCGCCGUGCAAGGUGCGCUCUGUGAAGGAGACAGCCGGCAGAGCCGCCUCCUGGGGCUGGUGCGUUCUCGCCCAGAUCCUGCUCACCAGGAAUACGCACUCUUCCUGUAUUCACACCGGAGGAUGGCCAUCACCGGGGAUGAUGUCUCUUUGGACCAGAUAGUGCCAGUUUCUCGGGAUUUUACGCUGGAAGAAGUGUCCCCAGAUGGUGAAAUGUAUAUCCUUGGCUCCGAUGUCACUGUCCAGCUGGACACAGCAGAGCUCAGCCUUGUAUUCCAGCUCCCCUUCGGCUCACAUACCAGGACGUUCCUCCAGGAAGUUGCCAGGGCCUGUCCUGGCUUUGACCCUGCGACCCCAGAUCCCGAGUUCCAGUGGCUGUCUCGCUACAGGUGCGCAGAGUCCGAGCCUGAGAUGCCCACGCCGCGCGGUUGGAACUCGAACCCUGAUACCCGGCCAGGGUGCGCGACCAUUGGCGAAGGUGGUUCUAACUUUGAUGACUUAAGGCCGAAAGGGAAAGUUGUGCCUAUGGAGCACAGCUCCAGGGGUCAGGACAAACCAGACCACUUUGUCACAAGACAGAAUAAGAACAAGCCUGAAAUUACUACCAUGGUUCACUCCUCUACUGUCACAGUAUCAGACAAGGCUCAUAUCUUAUCCAUGCAGAAGUUUGGAUUGCGAGAUACAAUUGUGAAGUCGCAACUAAUACAGAAAGAAGCGGACUAUACCUACAUCCAGAACUUCAGGUUUUUUGUGGGCACAUACAAUGUGAACGGACAGUCCCCCAAAGAAUGCCUCCGGCCCUGGCUGAGUCAUAGUGCUGAGGCGCCAGACGUAUACUGUGUAGGGUUCCAGGAACUUGACCUGAGUAAAGAAGCCUUUUUCUUUCAUGAUACCCCAAAGGAGGAAGAGUGGUUCAAAGCUGUGUCCGACGGCCUUCACCCAGGUGCCAAAUACGCAAAGGUGAAGCUCAUCCGGUUAGUUGGGAUCAUGCUGCUGCUGUACGUCAAACAGGAACACGCAGCAUACAUCUCAGAAGUAGAAGCCGAGACUGUGGGAACGGGAAUCAUGGGGAGGAUGGGUAACAAAGGAGGUGUGGCCAUCAGGUUCCAGUUCCAUAACACCAGCAUCUGCAUUGUGAAUUCUCAUCUGGCAGCCCACACAGAAGAGUAUGAGAGGAGGAACCAGGACUAUAAAGACAUCUGCUCUCGAAUGCAGUUUUGUCAGGUUGACCCAAGUCGUCCCCCUCUCACCAUCGGCAAACACGAUGUGAUCUUGUGGCUGGGGGACCUCAACUACAGGAUAGAAGAGCUGGAUGUGGAAAAAGUGAAAAAGCUCAUUGAAGAGAAGGACUUCCAAGCCCUGUAUGCAUACGAUCAGCUGAAAAUUCAGGUGGCUGCCAAUAUGGUCUUUGAAGGCUUCACAGAAGGUGAGCUUACCUUCCAACCUACUUACAAGUACGACACUGGCUCUGACAACUGGGAUACCAGUGAGAAGUGUCGAGCUCCUGCCUGGUGCGACCGGAUCCUCUGGAAAGGGAAGAACAUCACGCAGCUGAGCUACCAGAGCCACAUGGCCCUGAAGACGAGUGACCACAAGCCUGUCAGCUCCGUGUUUGACAUCGGGGUGAGGGUCAUCAAUGAAGAACUUUAUCGGAAGACUCUGGAGGAAAUUAUUCGCUCCCUGGAUAAAAUGGAAAAUGCCAACAUUCCUUCUGUGUCCCUCUCUAAGAGGGAGUUCUGUUUUCAGAAUGUGAAGUACAUGCAGUUGCAAGUGGAAUCCUUUACAAUUCACAACGGCCAAGUACCCUGUCAGUUUGAAUUUAUCAACAAGCCUGAUGAACAGUCUUACUGUAAGCAGUGGUUAAGUGCCAAUCCCAGCCGAGGUUUUCUUCUGCCAGACUCUGCCAUUGAGAUUGAGCUGGAACUCUUCGUGAAUAAGACCACAGCUACCAAGCUCAACUCCGGGGAAGACAAAAUUGAGGAUAUUUUGGUUUUGCACCUGGACAGGGGAAAGGAUUAUUUUUUGUCUGUGUCUGGGAACUACCUGCCCAGCUGUUUCGGGUCUCCCAUUCAUACAUUGUGCUACAUGAAGGAUCCAAUCUUGUACCUACCACUUGAAACUGUUAGCGAGCUGACUCUGAUGCCAGUACCGACUGAGGAUGACGGGAGCCGGCCGGAGAGCCCCAUGGAGAUCCCCAAGGAACUCUGGAUGAUGGUUGAUUACCUGUACCGAAAUGCUGUGCAGCAGGAAGAUCUUUUUCAGCAACCAGGCCUGAGGUCUGAAUUUGAACAUGUUAGGGACUGUCUGGAUACUGGAAUGAUGGAUAACCUCUCUGCUAGCAAUCAUUCGGUGGCUGAAGCCUUGCUGCUUUUCCUGGAGAGUCUGCCUGAGCCAGUCAUCUGCUACAGUGCCUAUCAGCACUGCCUGGAGUCCUGCGGCAGUUACACAGCAAGCAAACAGGUAAUUGCUACUCUCCCCACAUUCCACAAAAAUGUCUUCAACUACUUGAUGGCCUUUUUGCAAGAGUUGCUGAAAAAUUCAAUAAAAAAUCACUUGGAUGAGAAUAUCCUAGCCAGCAUAUUUGGAAGUUUACUGCUUCGAAACCCAGCUGGUCACCAGAAGCUGGAAAUGGCCGAGAAGAAGAAGGCUCAGGAAUUUAUCCACCAGUUCCUCUGCAACCCACUCUGAGCUGCCUCGCUUCCCGUUUUACCUGAGGCGGCCAGUGACCAGCCCCACAUGUUUGGGCGUCAGCGAUGUCUGGCAAGAGGAGCGGCAGCUGCCUGUGCCCUGAGCCUGGACGUCCUCCUCUGGCUGUGGGUUAGCACACUCCGUGCUGCCAUGAGUCAUGGAGACAGGGACAAGAGCCACCACAGUAAAACUGACAUUUGAGGUUCCACUUCAUUUCUGUAACACGAAUCUCUGUUUUUAAUUUAAAGCAAUUGGACUGUGCUCAUUCAGCUGGUCUCCAGGGCAGUCAGUGCCUUCCCUAUAGCCUCGCCUGAGCGCUCCAGUCAGAUGCUGGGACAAAUUUUGGAGUCCCAGAAGAACAUACUGGAGAGCAAGGACACAAUAGGUGCUGCUGAAGCCAGAGGCCUUAGCCGCCCGAGAGACUCCCGGGGUUCGGUCUGGGGCACGAGUAUACGCGCAAGGGAACACCACCCCUCUCCCGCCUGGACACGAGGCUGGCCACUUGGCUGCCGAGGGCAACACAGUGGCUUUAGAGUUCCAGCACUGAACCAGUUGGUGUUCCUGUGAAUCGGUGGGCAUUUCGGGACCCAUGAAAUCCUCCAUGCUGUAAAUAAUGCAUCCUCUCACAUAUGUAAUAUAUUUUAAUGAGAAAUAUAUUUUUAACAGCA